GGGCUGCAAUGGCGUCUUUGUGAGUUGUUUUUUCGCACCAAAUUUUCUCAAUUUAAUGUUUUGAAUACAGAAAUUAAUGUUUACGUGUUGGAUUUAAGGUGCCUUCUGUAAAACUGUUAGUUUUUUCAUAAUUUUAAGUUGUUUCAACGUAUGUUUUAAAUACCAUGUUUUGUACUGGGCGAGGCGAUUUUGUUAAUGUGUCCUUAAUCGCUCAAAAAUACACAAACUACGCGUUUAAAAGCAUUUAACGUGUGUAUUAAUCCAAUAAGUUGUUUUAAAGAGCAAAAAUGGACAAGAAAAAUAAAAAGAGGACUGUUAUUAAGCGGAAAAGUGACGAUCCUGUUGAGAGUGAAAAGAAAAAAAUCAUGGUGAAUAGAAAAGUUGAAGAAGAUAAGGACAAAGUUGAGGUUGUGAAUCAAGUGGUGGAGGUUCCUGCAGAGCAGGGUCAACAAAUCGUUCACACGGGUCAGUUGGUGGAAGGCAAUUUCGAGCAGCCGGUAUUUGUAAAUAUGAAAGGAGAACCUGUUCAGUUAGGGCCAAAUACGGUCAUCUUAUAUGAACAGAGUGGGAAUCCUUCAAAUUUUGCGUUUGGCGGUAUGUGGACAAUGGACUCCUCGGGUAGGAUCGUUAUGGCAGAGACUAUUUAUGACGUCAAAGGAGAACCCGAUGAAGAGACCGGUACUUUCGUUCAGAAUACUACUGAAGUUAGUAGUCAACCAGUUGAGGAGCAAACUAGCACAUAUCAACAGUAUGAAUUAAGUACCAAUACUCAAGUGGAAGGGCAAGAAUAUGAGGUGGCCAUCAUUGAGAAUCCAGGGGAUACUAAUGAGAGGUCUACAGAGAAUGAGGUGAUAUCAACGGAGGCUCAGUUGGUGGCAACAGGUCCCGGUGCAGUUCGUUGGCUGAACCAGAAGUAUGACUUUGUUGUGAGAAAAUUGCAGUUGAAUUAUGAUGCCGGUGUGAAACUGAUGUACUCACUAUCCGGGUGCAUCCAGUGCGUAUAUCUAACUACCCCCAGUAUGCAGCUUGCGUUCAAUGCAGUUCCUCAAUUUCUCUGCAUAGAAACAGGUAUAGAGUUCAACAGCAGUAUGUCGACUGUGAACGGUUCUGGUACAUCCAGAAUUAAGCACAAUGUCACUCUGUUCCUUGCCGAGGAUGGAAAUGGGAAGUCUGUCAUAGUUAGUGCUGGUAUGUGAUUUGUAAUACUAUAAUGUCUCAUUCGACAUGGUAAAUUUUAUCAUUUUAUCACCUUAUUUCUUCAUUGUAUAGAGAUGUUAUUAAAGCAUAAACAAUAUAUAAAAAAAAACCUAAAAUACCCCUAAUUUGGACUUUUUCUAAAAGCAAUUUUGAUUCUAUUCUGAUUUUCAGAAAACCUGAGUUUUGCAUCUGCUUUGUUCUUAAUAACGACUUUAUUUUUAUUAGGGAUAGGGACGCCUUGUCAUUCCCUAUUCUUGCAGCACCUAAUUAGCAAUUAAGUGUAAUUUUUUGAUAUUAAUAUUUAUCGUAUAUCAAUCAUCGUCACUGCAUUGCUAGCGAUGCGUUUUGCUAGCUGCGCAAAUUUUAACAGUUCGUUGCGGUGAAAAUUUUAGACCACCUAAUUUUUAAACUUGGCACCUAAUUAGCACCUAAAAUCCCCUAAUUUUGGGUUAUUCUAAACGUAAAUUCCUGACUGCGUUGCUGGCGAGACACAGCUAAUUUCUAAACAGUCAUUUACUACAGUAAUAUUAUCUGUUUGUAGAGUAAAUUUAUAAAACAUCAUUUCAUUCUAUCUUCAAAUCCCAUCAGUACCAAUAUCCGCUGAAGCGCUUGUGACCUCAUAAGCGGGCGCUUUAAGUCGUUGAUGGCGUGCGCGGAACAUAAAAAUAUGUCAUAGAUAGUGAAGGUCGAUUUAGUUAUCGACUUUUAUUUUGCGAUUUAUACGAGUACAUAAACAAAAACAAUGACAAAAAUUGAUGAUGGGGACUACCAACAUUUGCAUAAACAUAGUUGCAUAAACUCGAUUUUCGGAAAUAAAAAGCUAUUUAUUAUUAUAAUGUUGUAUCUUUCGUUUAGGAAAUCACGGCAAAGUAGGCGUUGGUUGCCGUACAGAUCCAAAACAAAAAUUUCCUUUUAGAUAUAACAAUGAGUUGGGAUUUAUUUUAUCCAAAGUUAAAGUUUAAAUAAUAAAAGAAAAUAAUUUUAUUUAAGAUCAUUUUAUCGCCUAUUUUCACAAAACAAAAAUAACGAUUCAAAACAUACCUCUAUAUUUCAUCAUUUCCAAUUUACAAAAGUCUUGCUAAGUUGAUACACGACCGCUAUUUAGUGCCGAACUACAUCGCUAUAAUUCUCUUUCAAUCUACCUACAUCAUUAUUUAUUUUUAGUGGGUAGAUAAACAUCACUACGCGACGCGUAAACACGUCACUGGCGUCCGGUACAUAACUUUAAUGCUUCAGUUCUUGGGCAUUCAUUUUAAAUGUUUAUGCAAUUGAUUAGAUAGUUUUUCCUACGUUCUCUGGUAAAUAUAUCUUCAGCGCAGUCAUGGUAAGAUAUUGGGUCAAAAAUAAACUCUAAUGAACAGUCAUUACAUUUUUUUCAAUGGUAAUCAAACAGCAUUUUUAGACGUUUUAAGACGUCAUCUGCGUCUCGAACAUAAUUUUGAAUCACGUUUUGAUGCAUCGUUGGCGGUCAAUGGGUUAAUAACUUCAAAUUUUUAGCAAAUUGUAGUAAAAAACAUGUAGGUAUUUUAAAUAACAAUCAUAUUUUUGUAUUCAUUAUAAUUAUGUUUGAUAGGAGGAGGAGGAGGAGGGGGGGGGCAUAUAGUUGCCAUGCAAUUUUUUUUUAUUCAGCUGUUAUCAGGGAGAUGCUGCUGCCCAUUUCCUGAUUCAAGUUCCCUCUGUCGCCUGUUACGCGACAUUCACGAGAUUGGGAUGUUUUCUAGCAGAGCCUAUUAAAACUGUCCGAAUUUGCUUGAACUUAACAAACAAGUGAUACGAUUCGCGCUAUAAUUUUAAUCCUCAGUUGAUUUUUUCUGCCGACUUCCAAAAAGGAGCCGGUACUCAAUUCGACUGUAUGUUUUUUUUUUUUUUCGUUUUUUUUUUUUAUGUGUGUUACCUCAGAACUUUUUUCUGGGUGAACCGAUUUCGAUGAUUCUUUUUUUAUUUGAAAGCUGGUACUUCUCGUGUGGUCCCAUAUGAAUUUGAUCAAGGUCAGACCAAUAGUUUUUAAGUUAUUCUUAAAUAACUUAUAUUGAAGUCGGCUGUACAAAAUUUUUAAUUUUAAAUUAUUUAAUAAUAGUGUUAUUGCAUAACAUGGGCCUUUCCCGUUGUACGGUGGAUUUACCUGAAGCGUCAUGCUUGACAGGCGGCUGGACAUUGGCAUUGGUAUGACGUCUCGGAACCUCUGACGCUGCGUCUGGGUAUUUUAUGUUUAACGUAAACUAGGUGUUAUACCGCCAUCUAUUUGGGCGGGCCAUAAGAUUUUUCUAGAAUUUUCCAUAGUCGCCUCUUUCGACACCCACGGGACUAAAUUGGGCGACAUUUCCUUGGUGCCGGCGAGGCGAGAACCCGGAUUGCGGACCGCGAACUUUAAAUUUACAGCGAGCGUUAAGCCCCUGAGCUACCACUUGGUCGGCGGUGAAGGAAAACAUCGCGAGGAAAAUGCUUGUCUGAGAAAUUAAAAAAUAUAUUUCGAAGAUAGCCAACACGCUUUGGUGAAGCGCGGCGGACACUUCCUUGCAACACCACUCAAAAUUUUGUUGCAAAAGGCUGUACAUUACUUUACUUUUACCACCACAUGGCAAUGAGGGCUAAUAAUAUUCUUCCAUUCACCAGAUGUCGCUAGUUGUGACUAAGGUAAUAUUUUUUGUUACAUAAUGUCAGUUAAUUGAGAAAUUAGUUUUGAAUAAUAGUUUAUCAUUAUCUAGAGUAUUAUAUUAAUAUACAAUACAAUGCGUCAGUGGUUUGAUUUUUAGGUUUUUGCACUUUAUAUAUCGUUUUAUUAAUUUUUCUAGUUUUAGUUAUAUUUAUAGUUUGGAUUAUUCAUUUCUAAUCUAAUUAAUAUAAAAUAUAACUAAUGAUACGGAAAGAAACCUUAAAAUUUACAUUUUCCUAAGAAAUUAUCGUACACACUAUGAAAUCUGUCAAAUAUUUUACCUCACUGUAAAGUGGCGCCGUCCUGGUGACAGAAAAAGUCGUAGAUGCCCUCAUUGAAUUGCUAUCUCAUGGAAUCUAAAAAAAACUAGCUGGGCUACUUAACUAGGCAUUUUAAUUUGCAUGUUUUGUUUCGACAUCAGGCAUAUCAACGCUGAUUGGUGAGGAUCUCACGUGGCUGCUGGAUACCUUCAAGUCCUGCAAUCCGGCAUGGCGAUUUUCGUCGUUCGACACAGUCGGCGGCCAGCUACCUCAAGGAAAACACCAAAUAUAGAAGAAAGAAAAAUAUCGCAGCGGUUUUAUUCUCCACCAAUCCAGCACACAAAUGUGCCUGUAGGGCACAAUAAUAAUUAUUUUAUGGAAUUCACAAAUCUUCAAUUUACGCAAUAUUUAGUUUGUAUGGAUUGCACUACAGUUCAGUUGAACAUAGUCUAUGUUCGAAAUGGCUUCACUAGUACGUAGUACAUAUAACUCAAUGAUUUCUACAUUGUAAAUUCCAAUUUGAAAAAGCUAAUGUAUAAAUUAAACAUUUACAGAUAACCUGACGAAAUCGGAUACUACUCUAAGAAUUAGAAGUUGUUACAAAAGCAUGCGAGAAAACUUAAAUUUCAAUUAAAGAAGUCUAGAAAAACUAUAAAAGAUUUUAGGACUCGUCUAUCAAAUGCAGAAUAAAUGAGUAAUCAAGUAGCAUUUGAGAAGAUCACCGAAAAGAUGACAUUUGCAGCGAAGGUUUUGUUAUAGCUGUUUAGAAUCAUUUAUUGUAAAAAAUAUUAUUUUUGUACUUUGUUUUGUUAUAACUGUUAAGAAUCGUAUCUCAUAAAAAAUAUUUUCAUAGUUUGUAUUGUGAAAGCUGUUAAGAAUAACUUAUUAUAGAAAUAUUGGUUUCAUAAUUUGUAUUGUCUAAGUUGUUAAGAAUCAUUUAUUGUUAAAAUAUUAGUUUCAUACUUUGUAUUGCGAAUGCUGUGUUAUAUGAAUCGUUUAUUGUAAAAAUGUUAGUUUGUGUGUGGCGCAGUAAGAAUAUCCACCAGUCCAUAUCAUCCCGUGUGUGCCUUAAGAGGCGACAGAGGGAAACAAAUCAGAAGAUGGACAGCAGUUUCUUCAUAAUAACAACUAAAUUUAAAAGCUGCGGUUGGCAUGCCGCUUGCCAAGCAUUUCAACUAUGGUAAAUAUCUCUUCUAUGAGGCGAUUGUCGAAGCCGUGUCACAUGAAUCACUUAUUUAAUUAUACAAAUAUUUCAUAUUUUCUAUUGUCAAAGCUGUUAUGAAUAACAAGGGGCCAAGCCCUCUUUUUAUUUUUCGCCAGUUACUUUGCUGUGGACUACGGUCUAUUCACAACUUCUAGUUCCUUUUCGGGCGGAACGCGUUGGGUGGUUGGCGCUCACCGCACACGGCGUUGGCGUCUGUGAAGCCCUGUGCCUCCCCCACAUUUUUUUAAAAUGUGUGUGAGCAAAGUCCUUGUAUCUGGUGUUUUAAUAUAAAUAUUGUAAGCCUUUUCCAAGCGGGAAGGUAUUAAUUAAUAAUGAAUAACGGCCUAUACCUAGACCUUUAGAAAGAUCCAUAUAUUGAUUAUUUGAUCGCGUAUAUUAUUCAUUUUAAUAUAGUUAUAUUUUAUAGAUGGCCAUUGUAUAUAUACAAUAGAAGGGGCAGGGUUAUUAUAAAAAUAUUUCUUAUUUUGUACUAUCAAAGUUGUGUUUAUGAAUCAUUUAUGAAAAAAUGUUAUUUUCAUAUUUUGUCUUGUGAAAAUUUAUCGUUAGAAACAUUAGUUGUUUUUUUAUAGGAGAGGGGGCAAACGAGCAUGCGGCUCACCUGAUGGUAAGUGACUACCGCCGCCCAUGAACAACUGCAACACCAGGGGAAUUGCAGAUGCGUUGCCAGCUUUUUAAAAAUGAGUAGGCUGUUUUCUCGAAGGUAAGUAAGUCGUAUCGGUCCGGAAAAAUCGCUGGUGGUAAUCGAUUCCAGAAGGAAGUUGUGCGAGGAAGAAACAUCUUCUAAAUCGCACAGUGCUGGACCGCCAAUCAUCGGUGCGAAGAGCCGAGAGGGGCAUCGACGGAAACCUAAUAUCCGUCCGGAUGAGAGGUCAGCAGAAGGUCAAACAGGGAAGGUGUAUGAUCCUCCACAUCUGGAAUCCGCGUAGGCGAAGUAACCAGUUGUGUCAGACCAUAUGCCAAGGCAUUUAAUAUUUUUUCAGUUUAAUAUUUUGUUAUAUCAAAGCUGUGUUUAUGAAUAAUUUAUUGUAAAAAAUAUUAUUUUCAUAUUUUGUGAAAAUUUAUUGUUAAAGACAUUAGUUUAAUAUUUUGUUAUAAUAAAUCUGUGUUUACGAAGC
Parnassius mnemosyne (clouded apollo) is the source of this 6450-nucleotide messenger RNA. NCBI's taxonomy places the organism in Eukaryota, Metazoa, Arthropoda, Insecta, Lepidoptera, Papilionidae. The record is from the annotation of a GenBank genome assembly.